AUGGCGCCUUCCGCUGCACCCGCGUCAAAGGAAGAGCGUAUCGCUAUCGGUCGUCUUUGCAUUGAGGUGGCCCCUUCGAGUAAAAUCGCUUUCAUUAGUGAAACGCUGUGCAUUGGUUGUGGUAUUUGUACGAAAAAGUGCCCCUUCGAGGCCAUUAAUAUUAUCAAGCUUCCUACCAACUUGGAGAACGAAACUACACAUCGCUACAGCGCAAACAGCUUUAAGCUUCACCGUCUUCCCACUCCUCGUGCUGGUCAGGUCUUGGGUCUUGUUGGUACCAAUGGUAUCGGAAAGAGCACGGCAUUGAAGAUUCUUGCUGGCAAACAAAAACCCAACUUGGGUCGAUACGAUGAUCCUCCUGAUUGGACUGAGAUUUUGAAGUACUUCCGUGGCUCCGAGCUGCAGAACUUCUUUACCAAGGUUCUUGAGGACAACAUCAAAGCACUCAUUAAGCCCCAGUACGUGGACAACCUGCCUCGUGCACUCAAGUCUCGUGCUACUGUGGAACAGCUACUUGACAGCAAGUUGCAGCGCAACAACAAAGAUGAUGUUGUGGAUGCUUGCGACUUGAGGGCUGUCAUGGACCGCGAUGUUCACAAUCUGUCUGGUGGUGAGCUUCAGCGUUUUGCCAUUGCAAUGAGCUGUGUCCAGAGCGCCAAUAUGUACAUGUUCGAUGAACCUUCUUCUUAUUUGGAUGUAAAGCAGCGUUUGAAUGCUGCUCGUACUAUCCGCUCUCUUCUUGAUCCUGACACGUAUGUCAUCGCUGUGGAGCACGACUUGUCUGUGUUGGACUACUUGAGUGACUUUAUUUGCUGUCUGUACGGAGUUCCCAGUGUGUAUGGUGUGGUUACGAUGCCUAGUCCUGUUCGUGAUGGCAUCAAUAUUUUCCUUGACGGCUAUAUCCCGGCGGAGAACAUGCGUUUCCGUGAGGAAUCGCUCACCUUCAAGAUCGCUGAGACGGCCGACGACAGCGAAUUGGAGCGGAAUGCUAACUACACAUACCCGAAUAUGACAAAGAAGCUGGGCUCGUUCGAGCUUUCUAUUGAUGCAGGCAGCUUCACGAACUCGGAGAUCAUUGUGUUCCUCGGUGAAAAUGGUACGGGUAAGACGACGUUUGUCAAGAUGCUGGCUGGUAAGCUCGCCCCCGACACUGGCGCAGAGAAGCUUCCUCAGCUGAAUGUGUCACUUAAGCCUCAAACGAUCACACCCAAGUUCCAGGGCACAGUCCGCAUGCUUCUUCUUAAGCAGAUCAAGGCUGCAUUCAUGCACCCUCAGUUCCAAACCGACGUGGUCAAGCCCAUGAGUCUCGACAACAUUAUUGACCAAGAUGUCCAGACGCUCUCUGGUGGUGAGCUCCAGCGUGUUGCUUUGGUGCUGGCUCUCGGCAAGCCUGCUGACAUUUACCUGAUUGACGAGCCAAGUGCCUAUCUCGACUCGGAGCAGCGUAUUCAGGCCUCGCGCGUAAUCAAGCGCUUCAUUCUGCACUCUAAAAAGACUGCCAUGAUCAUUGAACACGAUAUCAUCAUGGCUACCUACAUGGCUGACCGUGUAAUUGUCUACGAAGGUCAGCCUUCGAUCAAGGCGCAUGCUCGCUCGCCUGAAUCACUGCUGACUGGUAUGAACUCCUUCCUUGCCACGCUGGAUGUGAGUAUGCGUCGCGACCCGACCAAUAUGCGCCCUCGUGUGAACAAACACAACAGUAUUAAGGACAAGGAACAGAAGGCCAGCGGUCAAUACUUCUUCCUGGAAGACUAA
Malassezia sympodialis ATCC 42132 is the source of this 1755-nucleotide messenger RNA. RefSeq lists its product as uncharacterized. Lineage: Eukaryota; Fungi; Basidiomycota; Malasseziomycetes; Malasseziales; Malasseziaceae. The coding region runs from base 1 to 1755 and encodes 584 amino acids. Gene Ontology annotation, molecular function: ATP hydrolysis activity; ATP binding. The transcript is spliced from 3 exons. The record is from RefSeq and is a predicted model, not a curated record.